Messenger RNA from Closterium sp. Naga37s-1, 645 nucleotides. The record is from the annotation of a GenBank genome assembly. NCBI's taxonomy places the organism in Eukaryota, Viridiplantae, Streptophyta, Zygnematophyceae, Desmidiales, Closteriaceae.
AUGGCAUCGGAGUCCGUCCAUCGCGACACGGGGAUGAUCGAGCUGGACUUGCCUCUCCCCGACGUCAUCACCGCGACGGAUGCGGCGGGAACUUCGGCGAUAUCCACGCUUGCCGCAGGCCCAGGGAGCGUCAAACCCGUCUCCACCGCCGAAGCAGCAGCAGCAGCAGCCGGCAUGUUUCUUGCCAAUACUCCUGGCGUUGUCACUGCGUGCGGCGUGCAUGUGUGCGCGUGUUCGGACUACAAGGAAGCCAUUUACGACCUCGCGAAUGCGAGCUGGAGGCAGCUCGGGGACGUGUGUGUCAUGAACAAUCCCUCCAACUCCAUCCCUGCGCGCUCCCACGCUCUGCUCGAGAAGCGCACCGAUGAUUCCGAGGUUCUUCUUUCUGGUAAAACUGCUGCGCAGGUCAACCAGGAGCACCUGCCCCAGCAGCAGCAGCAGCAGGAGGAGGAGCAGGCGCAGGAGGAGUUUUCGUUUUUCCAGUUCCCCGUCGUGCCCCAGCGCACCAUGUCCCUUCCGCUCGUGGAUCCUGCGGAGGAGGUGCGCUGCGCCGCGAUGCGCGAGCAGGGUUACUGUCUGUUCGCCAGGGGCGGCGGCGUGUGCUCCCCUGGCGGCCUUGGCGGGUUUUCCGUACCCGUGCAGUGA